Molecule: messenger RNA, 810 nt
Organism: Grammomys surdaster
Lineage: Eukaryota; Metazoa; Chordata; Mammalia; Rodentia; Muridae
Gene: Lgals3
Product: galectin 3
Exons: 6
Biological process (GO): negative regulation of endocytosis; eosinophil chemotaxis; negative regulation of extrinsic apoptotic signaling pathway
Cellular component (GO): nucleus; immunological synapse
Molecular function (GO): IgE binding; laminin binding; carbohydrate binding
Source: RefSeq, a predicted model, not a curated record
GGAGGGCGGGCCCGGGGAAAAGUAUACUAGAAGCCGCCGAGCCACCGCCCAGCUCUAACAGCUAGCGGAGCAGCAGGAGGAGCACUAACAAGGCGAGAAGCACAGAGAGCACUAACCAGGAAAAUGGCAGACAGCUUUUCCCUUAAUGAUGCCUUAGCUGGCUCUGGAAACCCAAACCCUCAAGGAUAUCCGGGUGCAUGGGGGAACCAGCCUGGGGCAGGGGGCUACCCAGGGGCCUCCUAUCCUGGGGCCUACCCGGGACAAGCUCCUCCAGGGGCCUACCCAGGACAGGCUCCUCCAGGGGCCUACCCAGGACAGGCUCCUCCAGGGGCUUAUCCUGGACAGGCUCCUCCUAGUGCCUACCCGGGUGGCCCAACUGCUCCUGGAGCUUAUCCUGGCCCAACUGCCCCUGGAGCCUUCCCAGGGCAACCUGGGGGACCUGGGGCCUACCCCAGUGCGCCUGGAGCCUAUCCUGCUGCUGGACCCUAUGGUGCCCCCACUGGACCACUGACAGUGCCCUACGAUCUGCCCUUGCCUGGAGGAGUCAUGCCUCGCAUGCUGAUCACAAUCAUGGGCACAGUGAAACCCAACGCAAACAGUCUUACUCUGAAUUUCAAGAGAGGGAAUGACAUCGCCUUCCACUUUAACCCCCGCUUCAAUGAGAACAACAAAAGAGUCAUUGUGUGUAACACAAAGCAGGACAAUAACUGGGGAAGGGAAGAAAGACAGUCAGUUUUCCCCUUUGAGAGCGGCAAACCAUUCAAAAUACAAGUCCUGGUUGAAGCUGACCACUUCAAGGUCGCGGUCAAC